GUCGGAUCCGUUAGUGAUUUAUGAAUAUAUAUAACGAUGCAUUUGUCAAUUGCCAGACAAUGAACUACUGUUAAUCAACUGUUAUACAAUAGCUGGUGGAUUAUACAAUGAUCAAUGGAAAUCUAAACGUUGGUUUGGUGGCAAUGCAUAAUGUCGCACACGACGCAGUGAGUUAUAAGCAUAAAACAUCACGCUACAGCUCGGGUGUUGAGCCCCAUUCAGACUACUGUAUGGACCUAAACAAUAUGCAUUUCAGUGAAGGGAAGCACAAGGAAAAUAAGAAGUUUGUAUCGCCAGACCGGAAAAACAAACGCUCAUCGUCGUUACCCAAAUCUUUCUCUCGAUUAAGGAUUGGUGCCAGCAACACCUUGGGCAGGCCGCAGCAUAAGUCGACGACUAAGCAUAAGUCCGAACCAAUGUACAAUCCAGUACAAUGGAUCUCACCUUCGGAAGUAUCUCUGUCAAGUUUGGCCGAACUUCAACGCAGUAUCCAUACCACGAACAACCUGAAGGGUACAAAAAGUGACAUCCGUAAAGUUCAGGGAGUAGUAUCGUACUCGUGCGACGCUUAUGGGGUUUGGGACCCGGCGUCAAAUAUUAGUCUAGAGGAAGUAGAUGAGUGUAACGAAGUCUGUAGAGAUGAUGACGGAUGCGUGUGCAACUGUGACUAUGGCGAGAGUGGUGGUGCGUGUGAUCACAUUCUGGAUCUGCAGGAUGCUCUAAUAAGUGUAGCAGCUAGUAUGAACUUCUUCGAUCAGCGAUUUCGUGGGUCCAACAGCGCUCGCAGUCUGAACAGCCGGGCAACUGACUGCCUGCAAUUGUAUAGGACAUAGUUAAAAUGUACUUGGUUAAAAAAUGAUCGUUCGACUGAUGCGUUUAUCUUGGAAUCGCAUAGAUUUGAUACUCCUGGACCAGUGUCGAUUGUUAAGUUGAGCAACUAAUAAAUUUAAGUAUUAUGACUCUA
This is a messenger RNA of Sphaeroforma arctica JP610, 964 nucleotides long. RefSeq lists its product as hypothetical. Bases 108 to 833 code for a protein of 241 amino acids. Lineage: Eukaryota; Ichthyosporea; Ichthyophonida. The record is from RefSeq and is a predicted model, not a curated record. The transcript has a single exon.